Chara braunii is the source of this 1698-nucleotide messenger RNA. The record is from the annotation of a GenBank genome assembly. Lineage: Eukaryota; Viridiplantae; Streptophyta; Charophyceae; Charales; Characeae.
CGCCGGAGCAUCUCCCCGCCACUCAACCCUCACACUGAGCGUGCCGCGCGGAGAGUACCGUGGUCACCCUGCCACGGUAGAGCGUCCAUAGCUGAGCUUACCAUCCUCGCUUAGCCGCGUUCAGCUGUUUGAAGAAACCCUGGUUCUUCUUCUUCAGGGGCCUGUCGAGUCAACGGCUAUGGCGGCACGAGCCACGCAGGCGCUGAUGGCAGGCGUCGCCCAACUUCCGCGCACCGGCUGUGCGGCACCUUCUGGGUCAGGGGAACCGCAGCAACCGCAGCUGUCUUCCGGACGAAGCGCCGGGUCUUCGACGCACAGAAGUUUCUCAACAUGGAAUGCCCUCCCAGGUCGGUCGGGGUCGGGGUCGGGGUCGGGGUCGGGUUCGCGGACGUGUCGGGCGAGCAGGAGUAGCCAUAGCCUCCUGGCAUGUAGCAAGUGUGGAGGGGUCAGCUUGGGCUCGAGUUUGGCGGGCAAUCGGUUGGAAAUGGUCACACAACAAAAGUGCGACGCGGAAGCUGCGACGAGUGGGCGGCAAGGUCUGCAAGUGUGGGCGGCCAAACGAAAGGUUUCCACCAAGAACUACGUGUUGUCAGCUACCCUGACAGCGAAAGAAGGAGAGGAGGGGAAAGUGAUCGACCUCUGCAAGGGUCUUGUAAAAUGGAUGCAUGAGAACAAGGUGAAUGAUAAGGACUCGGGGGUGAAGAGCUUCGAAUGCAACACGGACGCUUACGAGAAGAAUGUGUAUCAUUUUUGGGAGCGAUAUGAAUCAGUCAGGGCAAUGAACGAUACUCACGCCGUGCCUGAAUACCAGACGUUUAUGGAAGAGGUGAGACCAUUGCUGACAGGGCCGAUUGGACUUGGAGCUUACGAGUAUUCAAACGGCCAAAUUGGGAUGAUGUUGAACCCUAUCGGUCCAAAGGGAGAAGGAGGGCUUGACGACGCGACUGGUCAAGGCGGAAGCGGCGGAGGAGCGAGCUACAAGCAGACUGUUAUCGUAGAAAAUCUUGGAGAACUCAAGGAUGAGGAAGAGUGGAAAGUUCCAUUCAUUCCUAAUCUGAAAAACCUGCUGAAGCUGAACUUGGGGCGGGGCAAGUAAAGGAGGAGGCAAGCGAAGAGAAGCAAUCGAAGAGAGAGAACACAAAAAUCACACGCACAUCUUCGACGGCAAGAUAGGCUGUGAUUCCUUUCCUUUGUAGUUCUGCCCCCUCUGGUCUUUGUUUGCACCUUGUAACUGUGAUGCCUCCUUCCUGAUGAUCAGAAGAAGGGCAGAAGCUCAGUGUGAUGCCUGCAUUGUCUUCGCGCUGUUCUCCCUAAUGCAGAAUCAAGCGUGUAUUAUGCAGAGACUAAGAUGCCCAACGUAGCAAUUUUUCAACUUCUGAGUUUUCUGACUGUAGUAAUGUUCGCACUUUGAAGUUUUUCUUCUUCUCCAGUCAUGUCUUCUUCUUCUUUAUCGCACCUGUUUUUUGUAAUUAGGAGUGCAGAGGAGGAGAAGUAACUGCCGCGGUAGAUUGAUUGGUAGGCUACUAGGCUCGCCGCUCUCGUUCUUCCAAAAAGCAGAGAGAGCGUAAAAAAAAUACACAUUUUUGAGUUGGGUACGUCUUUCAAAAUUAUCAAUUCUUGUCAAGAAAAAUCAUGUAUCGGUUCUUAGUCUGUCUGUUGUGUGUUUCAGAGUUGUUGGUUCUGACUGGCGCAAACCGA